AAAGAAUCCAAUAAUACUCUGACAUGUUUUGGCUCUUCUUCCUACAGUAAGCCACCGUUUGACUCUUCUUUCAACAAAAAUGGCAAAUAAUGCAUGACUCACACAAAUCCUUAUAAAAGCAAGUAUGGUAUUGGUCCUUUCAGCACCACAAUAAUCAACCAAAAAAUGGAGUUAGUCCUAAACUACCUUAACAUCACUACCAUAGCACUAAUUUCUCUAAUUUCCCUAUUUUUCUUUCUAUUUCGUUUAUCCAAAGUUUCUCAUACCAAAAACCCUCCUACAAUUCCAGGGUCAUGGCCAAUACUAGGCCAUCUUCCACUAAUGAGAAAUACACAAACACCCCACAAAACCCUAGCUUCCUUAGCUGACAGAUAUGGACCCAUAUUCACAAUCAAGCUAGGUGCUACACAUGCUUUGGUACUAAACAAUUGGGAAUUAGCCAAAGAAUGUUUCACCAAAAAUGACAUAGUUGUUUCAUCACGCCCUAAACCUGUUGCAGCUGAAAUCAUGUCGUAUAAUCAAGCUUUCAUUGGUUGGGCACCGUACGGAGCAUAUUGGCGUCAGUUAAGGAAAAUUGUUACCAUGGAGAUUCUCUCUAAGCACCGCGUUGAACUUCUGAGCCACAUUCGUGUUUCAGAAGUUCAAUCUUCGAUUAAAGAACUCGUUAAUACUUGGUCCCAUCAAAGUCAAGCGUCAGGGCAAUCUGAACCACUCAAUGACACUAAGUCUAGUACUAACGACUAUGUGUCGGUCGAGUUGAAUAAAUGGUUUCAACAAUUGACAUUAAAUAUGGUACUAAGAAUGGUUGUUGGGAAGAGAUGUUUUGGUGAAGUGGAAGAGAGAAAUAAGGAAGAAGCAGCAGAAAUUUUGGAAAAUAUAAGGGAUUUUAUGCGUUUGAUUGGGACAUUUACUGUGGGAGAUGCUGUGCCAUUUUUAAGGUGGUUGGAUUUAGGAGGUCAUGAGAAGGAAAUGAAAAAAUGUGCAAAGAAAUUUGAUAUAAUGUUGAGUAAGUGGUUAGAAGAGCAUCGUGAAAAGAAGGGUGUAGGUAGUGAUGAUAAGGUUGUGGGGGAAAGAGACUUUAUGGAUGCUAUGCUUUUAGUGCUUAAUGACAAACCAAUUGAGAUGUUUGAUGCAGAUACCGUAAUCAAAGCAACAACUAUGGAAUUGAUCAUAGGAGGAAGUGACACAACCGCUGGAACACUUACAUGGGCAAUGUCUUUACUAUUGAAAAAUCCUCAUGUACUGAAAAAAGCAAAAGAAGAACUUAACACACAAAUUGGAAAAGAAAAUUGUGUAAGAGAGUCAGAUGUUAAUAAAUUAGUAUAUCUUGAUGCUAUAAUUAAAGAGACACUAAGAUUCUAUCCACCAGCUCCAUUUUCGUCACCUCGCGAAUUCACAGAAGAUUGCACAAUAGGUGGAUACCAUAUCAAAAAGGGAACUCGAUUGAUGCCAAAUCUAUGGAAGAUUCAUAGAGACUCUAGGGUUUGGUCAGAUCCAUUAGAAUUUAAACCUGAAAGGUUUCUUACCACUAACAAAGAUGUUGAUCUUGGGGGUCAAAAUUUUGAGUUGUUGCCAUUUGGAAGUGGAAGAAGGAGGUGUGCUGGAAUGUCCCUUGGUUUGCAUAUGCUUCAUUAUAUUCUAGCUAAUUUCUUGCAUUCUUUUGAUAUCUUGAAUCUAUCUCCAGAAUCAAUUGAUUUGACUGAAGUCCUUGAAUUUACUAGCACCAAAGUUACUCCACUUGAGGUUUUGGUUAAACCUUGUUUGUCUCCAAAAUGUUAUGAAAUCAUGUGACUCUAGUUGUUGAAGAGUCUCACAUCGGACAAAAUAUGAUAUGAGUAUGUGUUUAUAAGUGGGGAUAAUCCUUACCGUAUAAGUUAGUUUUGUAAUGAUGAGUUAGACUCCAAAUUUCAACAAUAGUGUUUGUUAAUUGUGUAAUUUUUUUGUUUUCUAUAUGUCGUGUGUUACAAUUGGUUAUUUAGUGAUAACUAACCGUAGUUCUCAAUAAUUUUGUUUGUUAGUUGUGUACUCAUUUUAAUUCAUCUGAAUAAUACUUGUUACUUUGGCUACAA
Medicago truncatula (barrel medic) is the source of this 2069-nucleotide messenger RNA. Its product is annotated as cytochrome P450 82A1. Bases 94 to 1791 code for a protein of 565 amino acids. Gene Ontology annotation, molecular function: iron ion binding; oxidoreductase activity, acting on paired donors, with incorporation or reduction of molecular oxygen; monooxygenase activity. The transcript has 2 exons. The record is from RefSeq and is a predicted model, not a curated record. NCBI's taxonomy places the organism in Eukaryota, Viridiplantae, Streptophyta, Magnoliopsida, Fabales, Fabaceae.